Bathycoccus prasinos is the source of this 417-nucleotide messenger RNA. RefSeq lists its product with no specific name. The record is from RefSeq and is a predicted model, not a curated record. Gene Ontology annotation, molecular function: DNA binding. NCBI's taxonomy places the organism in Eukaryota, Viridiplantae, Chlorophyta, Mamiellophyceae, Mamiellales, Bathycoccaceae. Gene Ontology annotation, cellular component: nucleus. Bases 1 to 417 code for a protein of 138 amino acids. The transcript has a single exon.
AUGAAUGAAGUGUUUGUGUUCUUUUCUUUCUUCGUCGUAUUGACGUUGCCUUUCAUUUUUCUCUUCUCUUCUCGUACACGUGAUAACAAACAGGCAUUGAGACAAGGAUUGAACGUCACCGCGGUGAAGAAAGACGUUUCGAACGUGAAUAAAGCUGGCCCAGGGCGUAACGCGUUGAAACUCGAGAACGAGACCGAAGAGCUCACGCACAAAACAGUCAAUACGGAGGUGAAAAAGGCCAUCAUGCAAGGCCGUUUAGCGAAAAAGUUAACGCAGGCGCAACUGGCGCAGCAGAUUAACGAACGUCCACAAAUCAUUCAAGAGUACGAAUCUGGUAAAGCUAUACCGAAUCAACAGAUUCUCGGGAAGUUGGAGAGAGUUUUAGGUGUAAAGUUACGAGGCAAAGGAAUGAGAUAA